AUGAAGCGGAAAGGAAAAGAUGAUUUAUCUUUAUGUUGUGUUAGUCAUCGAUGUAAUAGCGACGACGAUGAUGACAGUAAAGAUGUUAACAAGCAAACAACAAAAGUGCCAAAUAUACCUACGGCAAUCAUGGAAUCACCAACGCACAGUUUAGAUUCAAAAGAAAAUUUAUCAAAUAUUAAUGGCAUUCGUCAACAAACAUUACCUAAGCAAACAUCUUCACGUUUAGAUCGGUCAUUAUCAAGACAUAAAGAUGAUAAUGAUACAAAUAUUAUUCGAUCAAGUACAGUGUCAAGUUUUACUGAACAAGCAAAACCUGAUGAAUUAGCUAGUGGUUUAGUAACAAUGGGAUUAUUAAAUGAUGAUGAUAUGAAUAAGCUUAAUACAACAUUUGAAUCAUUAGGUUCGUCUAAUGAAUCAGUCGAACGAAAUAAUUAUAAACAAGAAUCAUAUAAAAUGAAAAAACAAUCAUAUCAAAGUGCAAAAAAGCGUAUUACAUCUGAAUUAGCAAAUGUUCUUAAAGAUUCAUCCGUAGUUAUUGUUAGCGAUUGGCUUAAAGUUCGAGGAACAUUAAGAGAUUGGACAAAAUUAUGGGCUAUUCUUAAACCUGGUUUAAUGUUACUCUAUCGAAAUCCACCAUCUAAAAAUGGUGUUUGGGUUGGCACCGUUGUUUUAUCUUCUUGCGAAGUUAUUCAACGUCCUUCAAAAAAACCAGGGUUUUGUUUUAAAAUUUGGCAUCCACUUGAAAAAUCUAUUUGGGCACAAAAAGGACCAAAUAAUGAACAAUUUGGUGCAAUAACAUUUCCUCUUCCAAUGAAUUAUCUUAUUUGUCGUGCAUCCGAUGAAACAGCAGGUCGUUGUUGGAUGGAUGCACUUGAAUUAACAAUGAAAUGUUCAAAAUUAUUAAAAAAACCUUAUUCUUCUUCAAUAGCAAAUGAUGAGUCAACAGUAAAUUCUCAAAAUCUUUCAAGUACAUCAACUACACCUGGUGAAGUGACAUUUUUAAGUACAAGUUUUUCUGAUAAUGAUUUUGAAAUAAGUCGUAAUGCGACUAAAGAAGAAGAUGAUCGUAUGAGUGAUGCUAGUGGUGAUAUAAGUAAAGCAUCACGAAGUGGUUCAAGUCAUUCAGAUAGUUCUCAAGAAUUUUUAAAUGAUGAUGAAGUUGAAACUCCUUAUAUUGCAGCAGCACCAGAAGAAAUGGGAGAACUUGGUAAUGUUGCACAAACAGAAGAAGUAGCUGAAGAAAAUAAAUCUCUUAUUAUGCAUUUAUUAAAACAAGUUCGACCUGGAAUGGAUUUAUCAAAAGUUGUUCUACCAACUUUUAUAUUAGAACCAAGAUCAUUUCUUGAAAAACUUUCGGAUUAUUAUCAUCAUUGUGAUAUUCUUGAAGAAGCGGUUAAUUCUUCUGAUCCAUUAGUACGAAUGAAAACUAUUGUAAAAUUUUAUUUAUCUGGAUUUUAUAAAAAACCUAAAGGGUUAAAAAAACCAUAUAAUCCAGUUAUUGGAGAAGUUUAUCGAUGUUUUUUUCAUCAUACAAAGAACGACAGCAAAACAUUCUACUUAGCCGAACAGGUAAUAUUUCUUUAUUUCUGA
Adineta steineri is the source of this 1593-nucleotide messenger RNA. The record is from the annotation of a GenBank genome assembly. NCBI's taxonomy places the organism in Eukaryota, Metazoa, Rotifera, Eurotatoria, Adinetida, Adinetidae.